GACACGCACCGACUCGGUUUGGGAGGCAGGGAGUGACAAACAUAUUUCUCUGAAAGGGAUUUUGCUGUACUCUCAUGUCUAUUUUAAAAACCUUAGAGACGUUUUAAGUUGCACGUUUUCGUGUGUCUGCUGCACUGAUGUGACGAGUUUGGCGUUUCACAAGCGGAUAAAACGCUCAGGUGUUUGUUUUUCAUAGGUGGAUUUUCUGCCUUUUUUAAAAACCAUUCCUAAGUAGAGCAACGACAGGAGGUUUUCCCCUGCGGUGUAUUUCUUUAUUGCAAAACUCUCGUUAAACCACGUCAGUGUUUUUCUUGCUUUCGUUUUUAAUUAUUUAAUUUCUAACCACCGACAACGCCGAGUGGCCACGUUGGAACAAACAGAUUUAAGAUGGACGAGGCAGAGAAGUACCAACAGAGACUGCAGGCGAUCACUGAGAAGCGUCGUCUGCAGGAGGAACAGGAGAGGGCCAAGAGGGAGAUGGAGGAGGAGCGGCUGAGGCUACAGCAGCUCAAGAGGAAGUCUCUUAGAGACCAGUGGCUGAUGGACGGCCCCUCUUCCCCCACAUCCUCAGAGCCUCGUUCCCCGCUGUGGGGCUCCCAGGCCCAGGAGAUGGAGCAACACAUAGACAAGUUGCAGACAGAGAGUCAACGGUUAGCGGAGGAGGAGGAGAAACUGGAGCAGCAGAUGGAAGAUGGCCGAGCUAAUGCAGCGGUGGUGGUGGUGGAGGCUACAGCAGAAGCAGACCAAGCAGGUAUCUUGGAGAAUGGACAAGAAGAAGUAGAGGCUGAAUCCGUUUUAGGAACAGUUGAGGCAGCACUAUUGGAACGAGCUGAGAUCCUCACCAAUGGGAGAGGAGAGGGGGAGGGGCAGGCUGCUACCCACAAUGCAUCAGAGGAGGGCGGACUGCACAACGGCACCAACGGUCCAGUGACGGUCGUCCCUGAAGAUGGUGCCAUUACCAUGACGUUCCUGGGGUUCACGGAGGCGGAGCCAGGCGAGGCUCCGGUAAUCGAGGAAGGAGGACUGAUCAUGAUGCGAGCGGAGCGAGUGAUUAUCAAUGACGAGGGAGACGAGCUGGCAAAUGAUCUUUCCUCUACGGGUCAGGAACAGGAAGUAAACUCGGCCGCGUCCAAUCAGAGGUCAGAAUCUCCUGAGGAAGGAGGAAUUGAGGAGGCGAAACCAGAGACAACUCCUGAAGAGUCCUCAGAAGUAGCAAAAGGGACUGAGACAGAGGCAGACACAGUAACCGGAGGUUUAGGAGAAGGACAGAUGGACACAGUAAUAGGAGAUUUAGGAGAAGGACAGAUGGACAUAGUAACCGGAGAUUUAGGAGAAGGACAGAUGGACACAGUAAUAGGAGAUUUAGGAGAAGGACAGAUGGACACAGUAAUAGGAUAUUUAGGAGAAGGACAGAUGGAGGGUGUGGGAAACAGUGGUGGAGAGGAAGAGGCACAGCCAGUAGAGGAAGCUCCUGUGUCUGACUUGCAGGCCCCAGAUGGCGUUGUGGCUGCCGUUCCCGUCUACUCUGAGACCUUACUCACCCCCAGGCCCGACGCAGAGGGAGAGGCUGCAGGCGAGCCGGCAGAGGGCGAUGUGGAAGUGAAGACUGAAGUGGAAGUCGAGGGGGAAGAAGAGGCCUCUGUGGCCCCAGAAUCAGCCAUCCUCCCUGGGGGCCAGUUCCUGGAGGUGUCCCUAGUGGAGCCCUGGACUGAGCCAGAGCAGGAGCCCCUGCUGUUCCCAUCCAAGGCCCAGACCCUGGCCUUGGGGGAGCAGGCUCCAGCCGCCCCAGAGACAUUGACCGCUACCAGGGGAGAGGCGGAGGGAGGGGUCGAUGUGGCUCCCAAACGCAAGACCUGCCAGUGCUGCUCUGUCAUGUGAUCAAUCAUUUCAUUCGCUCUCUAUCUCUACCAAAUUCUCCAAUGCUUUCUCUGUGUAAUACUACAAGAGGGACUUGAGUCUGCCUCUAACACUGUGAAUGAUGAGGGGUGGUAAGAUGGUGUUAUUACUGAAGUGCCUUGUGGAUCUCCUUCCCUAAGGGUAUAGCUCAGUUACCCAUCCUGAGGAACCUGGGUUUUGUUCAGUAGGGCAAAGUGCUUUGAAAUGAAAAUUCAAAACCAUUGUUUUUCUUAUUGGACCAGGUCCAGGUAGGCCCUCCCUGUUCGAGUCAACCCUGAUGAACACAACCCUGAUGAACACAACCCUGAUGAACACAACCCUGAUGAACUCAUGUUUUUUUCUAAUGAACACAACCCUGUUAGCCUUGGCUGUGUUACUGUUGGCUGGUACUGAGAAUGAAAGACCAGUCUUGAUCCAUUAUGCUGUAUCUUACAAGGGAAAUGCUUAUCGAAGGCCCUUAUCUUCUUUUGUCCAAUGCAAGGCCUGAGGAUUGAAUCAUGACCAGUACAGUAGGUAUGUGUCAGAAAGGCCUGUGGGUUGAAUCAUGACCAGUACAGUAGGUAUGUGUCAGAAAGGCCUGUGGGUUGAAUCAUGACCAGUCAUUUAGCAGACGCUCUUAUCCAGAGCGACUUACAAAUUGGUGCGUUCACCUUAAGACAUCCAGUGGAACAGCCACUUUACAAUAGUGCAUCUAAAUCUUUUAAGGGGAGAUAUUUUUUUUAUAUCUGUUUGGGCGAUCAAUUUACAGUCUACAAAUGAUUUGUAAUUAUGUUCCAGCCCCCUGACCAUCCGCUCAAGAAGAAAAUCGCCCCCAUGGCUGAAUCUAGUUGAGGAUCCCUUGUUCAAAUGUUAAAACAAACAUUAGGACAUUACCGUCAACAACAAAUCCCUAACUGAAAAACAAUGCUUUUUUCCCACAACAUUUAAAUCACAGUGCAGUUCUCAAAACUACCACUAAUAGGUCCUGAUCAUCAUCAUGUGUCACAAAUGAAACCCUAGUCCUUACAAAGUGCUCUACUGUUGACCAGGGUCUAUGGCCUCUGGUUGAAAGUAGGUCACUGAGUGUACAAAACAUUAGGAACACCUGCUCUUUCCAUGACAGACUGACCAGGUGAAAGCUAUGAUCCCUUAUUGAUGGAUUGUACAUGUUAUCCAUUGAGGGUCAAUGGGCAAAGCAACAUAUUGAAAUGCCUUUGAACUGGGUUUGGUAACAGGUGUCAGGUGCACCGGUUUCAGUGUUAAGAACUGCAACAGCUUUCUGUGUGGAUUAAGAAAGGACCACCACUCAAAGGACAGCCAACCAACUUGACACAACUGUGGGAAGCACUGGAGUCAACAUGUUUUAAUCUUAUUUUGGUCCAUUAUCAAUUGUUAAAGGGAAAGUAUGUUUUUAUAUCUAAAUUCUAUGCAUUUUAUUUUCUCAGUGUAUUUUCCAUAGAAUACAAACAGUACUCUGACAUGUAUAUAGCCACCAUGAAAUCAAGUGGGAGUGGGGGUUUAUGUUUAUCUUUCUUUCAACAGGAUACUUUUGAACUAUUCAAUAAUGGUUUAGUGAUUAAACUGACACUUGUGAAAUAUUA
Molecule: messenger RNA, 3476 nt
Organism: Oncorhynchus nerka (sockeye salmon)
Lineage: Eukaryota; Metazoa; Chordata; Actinopteri; Salmoniformes; Salmonidae
Gene: palm3
Product: paralemmin 3
Exons: 8
Coding region: 388-1878 (496 amino acids)
Biological process (GO): regulation of cell shape
Cellular component (GO): membrane
Source: RefSeq, a predicted model, not a curated record